GGGGGGGGGGGGGGGGGGGGCGUUAAGCGUAUCACGCCGGUGGGCGUGAGGGGUAUUACCACUGCCCUAAUUAAACCGCUUAACGGGCAUGCACUACGCACCUUUUCAAGAGCUUGUGUGGGAAAGGGCGACGGAAAACGAGGUUCCAACGAUGAAACUGAGUGAGAAUCCAAUAAAACCCGAACCAGAGCUCGGCCCCGAGCACUCCAAUCCAACUCGCUCUCCCAUAUUCGCCGGGACCCGGCAUGUGAGCCACCCUGUAGGAGAGAACACCGACGGUCCCGGCGAAAAUGGUGGAGACAAAAAGGCGGUAGAGCCGCCUUCUUCCCUCUCCCACCGUCUCGGUUUCGAACAAGGGGUCGUAGUGUUUUCUACCACGACCCUCGUCCAUUGCUUUUACUUGAAUUGCCACCUUCCUGGCCUCAGCAUACGAAAGUCUCUCUGCAAUAAUCUUCCAAGUUUUAAUGUCUCUCAGCAUAGAAACAUGGAGUAAAUUAGAGGAAGUAUAUUUGGUUUUGGGAAGCUUGUUUCCCUUGGUUGUACGAAGGAAAGGUAUUUUCCUUCGGGUUGAAGUCUUGGAGUGCGGUAUCUCCGAGCAAGUGUAUUGAGGCUCGUGGGACUCGAGUUCUCAGGUUGUAACGGUUUGUUAAGCACCCGUAAGCUUAACGGAAGUAGUGUAGCUCGAGAGAGUCUCUCGGGAGGCUGGAUUAGCCACAAGUUGUGGUGAACCAGGGUAAAUCUUGG
Cuscuta campestris is the source of this 744-nucleotide messenger RNA. NCBI's taxonomy places the organism in Eukaryota, Viridiplantae, Streptophyta, Magnoliopsida, Solanales, Convolvulaceae. The record is from the annotation of a GenBank genome assembly.